GUGUUAACAUCUCCGAACAGUGUUUUGAAAAACUUAAAACAUUUAGAAUAUUUAGAAAAAAAAAAUAAAUAUCAUACCUGCAUCGUGCAAAAUUACAUACAAAUUACCAACUUAAAAACUAUUUUGAUACCCGCUGUGCCCAUUGCAAUGCCCAAAACGUGAUCAUGCAGCUUUAUGAGUAUUUAUUGCUAUUGAUGAUGUUAAUCGUUUUUCUACAACGAAAAUGUUGGCGCCUUGUAUGGCAAGUAAACGGAUGGCGUGGCAUUAUCCAGCAACCGAUAUUAUGGAUACUAUUGAUUUGUAAUAUUGAUCCAAAAAAUAUUAUGUCCAGUAUUCAUCGAUAUGGUCGAUUCAUGGAAGUUCCCCUGGCCAUUGUACUCUUCGAUCGAAUUCUUUUAUACAUGGACGAUCCAGUAUCUAUAGAAGGUGUUCUCACGUCCCCUGAAUGUCUAAACAAGUCUUUUCUGCACAAUGGUUUCUAUGCAAAUAAGGGUAUUUUGCAUGCCAAAGAUGAAAAAUGGAAAAUCCGACGUAAACAAUUAAAUCCCGCAUUCAGUCAUAACCUACUUUUUAAUUUCUUCAGCGAUUUCAAUCGGGUUGGAAAUGAACUGAGUAUAAAAAUGAAAAUGGAACUGAAACAAAAUCAUAUUUCAUUUGAUAAUUUGGCAGAUUUAGUUAAUCGAGCGGUUUUAGAAGCAUCGUGUUUGACCAUAAUGGGUGUAUCAACACGUUUCACACAAAACGAUGAUAAACGCAUUGCAGGAGCAUAUCGCUAUUUAAUGGAUCUUACAGCACUGAAAAUGUUAAAACCUUGGUAUCAAAUCGACUCGAUAUUUCGGCUUUUGGAUAGGCAGAAGUACGACGUUACUAUGAAAACUGGUAAAUUAGUAGAUGAAUUUGCUACAAAUAUUGUUCGCGAAAAGUAUUCUGAAUGGCAGAAGAAGCGGCAAGAGAAUUCCGAUUCUUACGAAAAUAUAGAACAAAAUAAUGAAAAACAUAUUUUCAUUGAACAACUAUUUCACUUGGCCGAUCAAAACAAAAUAAGCUCGCAAGAGAUUAUGGACGAAGCUCAAUCAAUGGUAGUUGUGUCAUUUGAAACUGCAUCAACAUGUGUCAUUAACGCAUUACUACUCUUGGCCAUGUAUCCCAAAUAUCAGGAUAAAUUACGUCAGGAAAUUAAUGAAAUAUUGUCACUCGAUAAAUCUUCAACAAAUUGCAGUGAAAUAAAUACUACGGCAAAUAAUGAACACAACACUAUCACUACCGUCCAUCUACAAACAAUGCCUUACAUGGAUAUGAUUUUAAAAGAAUCCCUACGCCUACUGACCACUGUUCCGAUUAUUUUGCGAAAUGUUGAUAAAAGUUUUCCACUGAAAAUUAAAAAUGGAAAAUACAAAACGAAACUUGUAGAAGUGCCGAAGAACACAAUAAUAGCCGGUGAUAUAUUUAACAUGCAUCGUAGUGCAGAUGUUUGGGGGCCAAAGUCUCUUGAUUUUUAUCCCGAACAUUUUGCAAAGGAUUCAAAUGUUGAAAGUAUGCAAAGUGAAUUGAAGCGACAUCCAUACUCGUAUAUACCGUUCUUGAAAGGUAUACGUACGUGUAUUGGUAAGUUGAAAGGAAGCCGCUAUAGCAUGUACUUGGCUAAAGUUCUGUUGAUCAAAUUAAUUGGAUCGCUAAAUUUCUGUACAUCCACCCAACUACAUGAGUUAGAAUUUUGCGAAGGCGUCUCCUUAAAGUAUCGGAAUUCGAAAGAUAUAUUCUUUCAAGUAACUUCAACGGCUAAUGCUCAGAAAUAGAAUAUUUUCUCGCAUUUUUAUUACUUCGACAUUAAUAUCUAGUCUGUUCCAGACCUGUAAGAAUUUAAACAUUUUUACUACUAUUUAAACAUUUUUACUACCCUUUUGCAAAACUAGUAGAUAUUAGCUGGACCUGGAACAAAACAAUCAAUAUAAUACCCAUUUUAACUGUAAAACUAGUAGAAAAAAAGUUUUUUUU
This is a messenger RNA of Musca domestica (house fly), 1995 nucleotides long. It is a transcript of the gene Cyp318a1, whose product is annotated as probable cytochrome P450 318a1. The record is from RefSeq and is a predicted model, not a curated record. Lineage: Eukaryota; Metazoa; Arthropoda; Insecta; Diptera; Muscidae. Bases 165 to 1796 code for a protein of 543 amino acids. The transcript is spliced from 8 exons. Gene Ontology annotation, molecular function: monooxygenase activity; heme binding; oxidoreductase activity, acting on paired donors, with incorporation or reduction of molecular oxygen.